AGUUUACGGCUUUUUUGCUUCGACCCGACGACCAGCGUUAUCAGCGCGGUUGUUUAGUUUGACAGAACCAGUACCAGUAUGUCUUCGACCAGUGAUACUAAGCUAAGUGGUAGUGUGCAACUAGAUAAAAUGGAGAGGGAUGAAAAAGCUGGCAAAUCAGUGACUCUUAUAAAUGUAUCUGAAGUGAGUGAUCCUAGUAAGGCUAACCCAGAUGUGAUUCCACCAGUUUCUGCAUCCUCACCACUAGUAACGUCACCACGAGUGAUGACCGCUGCCACCCCCUCACCAGCUUCAUCAACUGCAAGUACAUUCAAUAGCCCGAAAAAUAUUCAGAUUUCAGCUCCGAUGCUGACCCCUCCAAAUACAGUUGACCCUUCACAGGUGAAACGUAGAAGUUCAUCCAGGCCUAUUAAGAGAAAGAAGUUUGACGAUGAGUUAGUGGAAAGCAGCUUAGUGAAGUCUAGCAAAGCAAAGCUGCCAACAUUACAACCCCCUGAGGUAGUACCUAGUACCACAGAACCAACCCCUGUUGAAAAGAAGAAGAUAUCCAGGGCGACUACUGUGAAACGAACAAAAAAGCCUAAAGCAGUUAUUCCAACAUUGAAAGAUGUAGGGCGUUGGAAACCGCAAGACGACUUGGCUCUGAUAACAGGCGUUCAACAGACAAAUGACUUGAAAGCAGUCUACACUGGUGUAAAAUUCUCUUGUCACUUCACACCAAAAGAAGUGGAAGAAAGGUGGUACUCAUUGCUCUAUGACCCUGCUGUAUCUAAAGUUGCUCAACAAGCAAUGGCUGCCUUGCAUCCAGAUAUCAAAGCAACUGUCCUCAGUAAAGCACUUUUUAGUGUUGCAGAAGAAAAGCUUCUUGGAACAGUCACAUCUAUGACCCAGCCAACUAUUGAUACAUUUCAGGACUUGUUAAAUGAUAACUCAAAUGUGUUUCAUCCAACAAGAACAGCAAAAAUACUGCAUACUCAUUGGUUGCUGAUGAAACAGUAUCAUCUUCUUCCUGAUCAAUCAGUUCAACCGAUGCCAAAGGGAGACCAUGUUUUAAAUUUCUCUGAUGCCGAGGAUAUGAUGGUUGAUGCAAAUCUAAGAAAUCCAUCUGAUGAAUUAGUAGAACAAGAAUUAACGAUUGCUGAUAGAAGACAAAAGCGGGAGAUACGACAUUUAGAAAAUGAAAUACCCAAAUGGCAGGUGCUAGUUGAUCAUGUUACAGGCCUGAAUUCAGUUGACUUUGACAACCAGACUUUAGCAGUACUCAGAGGCAGAUUGGUUCGUUACUUGAUGAGGUCCAAAGAGAUUACCUUAGGCAGAGCAACCAAGGAUAAUAAUAUAGAUGUUGAUCUGUCACUUGAGGGCCCGGCAUGGAAAAUCUCGCGUAGACAAGGCAUCAUUAAACUUAGGAACAGUGGUGAUUUUUACAUUGCUAAUGAAGGAACUAGACCUAUAUAUGUUGACGGAAACCCAGUUCUGAAAGGACAGAAAAAUAAACUUGAUAACAAUUCUGUUGUUGAAAUAACUGGACUACGAUUCAUCUUCCUAAUUAAUCAAGACCUCAUUAGUGCCAUAAGAACAGAAGCAGCCAAAAUUGGUCUUUAAUGUUCAAUCAGAGUUUUUUUUUAUUGGACAACAAUUGGGAGAACUAUGAAGCAGUAAAUAUCAAAUCCUGAUUGUAUGGGUUUAUAUAAAAUGAUGACAACAUGAAGAAUGAAUGUUCUCACUCUAAGUAUUCUCAGGCAAAAAGGAUGAAAUACUAAGGAGACCUACAAGCAGCAUUUAUGUUCAUGAAAUGUACAAUGUGGACAAUAAAUGUUGCCACUCCAGAAAAUGUCAGGCAAAUGAAUGGAAUACUAAGGCAACAUACAAAAAGAUUCAAGUUCAUGAAUUGUACAAUGCAGACUAUAGAUGUUGCCACUCCAGGAAAUUUUAGGCAAAUUAAUGGAAUACUAUUAGGAAACUUACAAAGAACAUUCUUGUUCAUGAAUUGUACAAUGCAGACAAUACAGUAGAUGAUGCCUCUCCAGGAAAUGUUAGGCAAAUGAAUGGAGUACUAAGGAAACAUACAUGUUCAUGAAAUGUACAAUGUGAACAAUAAAUAUUGCCGCUCUAGGAUAUGUCAGGCAAAUGAAUGGAAUACUAAGGAAACUUACAAAGGACAUUCAUGUUCAUGAAAUGUACAUUGUGAAUCAUAAACUUUGCCAUUCUAAGGAAAGUCAGACAUCACAGAUGAAAUGUUAAGGAAGAGAACAAUAAUGAAAUGUACUUUGAACAUAUGAAAAGCCAUUCCUGCAGUUGCCAGAUACUAGCAAUGAUAUUUUAAGGAAGCAUUUUAUGAAAUGUACAAAGUGGACACCAAACUGUGAAGUUAUUUAACUUCAGGAAACUUAGAUACAUUUUAUACAACAAAAAAUUCAUAUUCAUCAGCAUCAGCUGAUGAAUUUAUAGUAUUUAUAGUAGGGAAAGUUUAAUGGACCCUAUAAUCAUUGGAGGUGCUAGUGGGGGCAGGGAGGGGGCUUGAGUCCCAUUUGAACAAGUCAACCCAUCAGGCAGAUCAGUCCUAUACUGGACAGGUCAGUUUCCCCAUCGACUGGAACCAUUGCCUAGCUUUUAACAAAUCAAAUUCCUAGAAUCUGUAGUUGGUGUACCGUAAAACCCUGGGCUUUUUCUUUUUCUUUUUUUUUUUGCAAACUUUGGAUAGGCUUCUUUUUGAGGCUACUUUUGCAAAGUAAAGAGGGGGAUCCUUUUCAAAAUUAAUGCUGUAAAUUUUGGGAAUUACUACUACUGUAUAAAACAUUAAAAAAAGGCCACUGUAACAUCAAUCUGUAUCGUGGAGUAUAUUAAACCGGAAUUAAAUCACCUAAACUACUGUAUAAACCAAACGUGUCUGUUAAAUUAUUUUGUUUCUUUUAAAUUCAUAUACAGUGUAUAUACUGUACUAUUUUGGAAAAAAAAGCCCAUGCUAUCUUGGAAAAAGUACAUGGGCUUUUUUUCGAGACUACUUUUGCAAACUAAAGAGAGGGCUUCAAUUCGAAAUGGGCUUCUUCUCUAAAUCCAGCCAAUUCUGCUUCUGUUUGAGGUUUUCAAGGUUUUAUGGUAUAAUCUAAAAUGUCCAAAUCAUGGUGUCACCACUGCCUGUAACCAUAUCCAUGUAACAAAGGUUUGAAUAUGCCUUCAUAUAACAAAAAUCAAAAGGGUUUUCCAAAAGUAUCAGUUUCUUAAAUGCUAAUAGUAAGGGAUAGGGAGAACUUUGAAAUGCAUUGUGGAAAAUAAGGAUAAAUGGAAUAUUAACAUUAAUUGAUUUAUAUUUUAUUUCCAAUCAAUGAGCAUUUAACAAUAAAAGUGGGUUUGCAUUACAA
Messenger RNA from Anneissia japonica, 3359 nucleotides. RefSeq names its product microspherule protein 1-like. Gene Ontology annotation, biological process: positive regulation of transcription by RNA polymerase II. The transcript is spliced from 13 exons. The coding region runs from base 79 to 1602 and encodes 507 amino acids. The record is from RefSeq and is a predicted model, not a curated record. NCBI's taxonomy places the organism in Eukaryota, Metazoa, Echinodermata, Crinoidea, Comatulida, Comatulidae. Gene Ontology annotation, molecular function: G-quadruplex RNA binding; protein binding. Gene Ontology annotation, cellular component: MLL1 complex; Ino80 complex; NSL complex.